This is a messenger RNA of Paramecium tetraurelia, 2961 nucleotides long. RefSeq lists its product as uncharacterized. The annotation marks the transcript as partial. The record is from RefSeq and is a predicted model, not a curated record. Lineage: Eukaryota; Ciliophora; Oligohymenophorea; Peniculida; Parameciidae. The transcript has 4 exons.
AUGAUAUAGAAGCUUCUGUAAAGUUAGUUUUAGAGAUCCUGGGAAUUGUGCAUUUUUUAAAUUUUCAUCCAUCUCAUUUUCCUUAAUAAAUUUUGUUACAAAGUACUUGCACAAACUGAAAUCAGCCGAUCCUUUUUUAGUCCCUUUAAUACAGAUGAUAACUGGAAUACUUACUUAGCCGAAAAUGCAAACCAUAUCACUGAUUGUGUAACCUCUGACAUAUUCGGUGGAAGAUUCGUCUUUAAUUCAUAGACAGUCAUAACAAAGACCUUCAUCCUUCCUCCUCAUUAUAAGGUUAAGGUUGAGUUAAAUUUCUGGAGGUCUGUACUUUUUAAAUUUUUAUUUAGAUUAGAUCCUUGGACUUCCUCAUAUUACAUCGUAUUUAUAGAUGGAGAAAAAGCAGUCUCCAAUAAUCCCAAUUCCUCAGGAACAGAAAUUUGUGGAAGUGGAUCACUUGGUUAGACUGACUCAGUAGGUAGAUAAAUAGUCCAUAUGGGAAACUCAGCCAUAAUAAUAAUAGUUUCUAGAUAAUCAUCAGCAUACUGGGGGAUCUCAAAUUUUAAAUUGUCAGUAUUGAAAUGUCCAUAUCUUUGUGAUUAUUGUGAUUCCACUGGAAUUUGUUAGUAAUGGUAUAGAGUUUUAACUUAUUUUACAACUCUUACGUUUACAAAUGGAUAAGGAUGGAUUAAGGAUAAUGCUUAUUAUGAUAAUGUGUUAGAUUGUGGUUUUCAUUAUUAUGGAAAUUUCCUAACAACACAAUUAGCCACCAUAGGUUUAAUUUUAGAUGAUCCUCAUACUAGAAUAAAAGUUUCAUUCUUAUUUCUAUGUGUAGAGAUCACUGAUUCAGUAACCAUAGAAGUUAAUGGCGAUACACAAAUGUAUUAUUCUACUCCAACUUUAAAUACUGUAGCAGAUUUUAACUAUCUGUGUGGAUCUAAUCUCAAAAUGACCAGGAUUGAAACUUUCGGAUCUAGUAGCAAUUCCCAAACCAUAACAAUUACUAUUGGAGUUCCAAUUAUUGUGACCACAUCUGCGAACACACCAUCUUUUGGUAUUAGAGACUUUGAAGUUUUUACAUAUUAAGAGAAUAAAAUAACAGAUUAGAAAGUAAUCCAUAAAAAUGAUUACAUCCUUGCCUUUGAAGGGAUUUUUUCUUAAUAGUACAAUUGUGUAGUAGGGUGUAGUAAUUGUAUCAGAGAUUUGUGUAUAGAAUGUUAUUCAGGCUGGAAUUUUGAUACAUAUACUUAAGAAUGCAUACCAAUCUGUGGAGAUCAAUUGAUAUUAUAUGAAGAAGAGUGCGAUGAUGGAAACUUGUAACCUAAUGAUGGAUGUUACUAGUGUAAAUUCUCUUGUCCAUCAAAUUGUGCUUUAUGCGAAUUUGGCUAAUGCAAGUUCUGCAACAAUAAUUACCAAUUGAUAGGGAAUUUAUGCCAUUUCUCUCGCAAAUAUGAGGAUAAAGAUAGUUAAAUUAAAUAUGAUAUAUAAUCCAAAGAAGGCCAUUAUUGUCAAAUUUCGAAUUUCUUGAUAAAUUAAUACAUGCUCAAGAUCUUAAAUGCUAGAUCUAGAAUUAUGAGCGUUGUUGCUUAUUAAUAUAAUUAAUGCGAUUAUAGAAAGCCAUAAAAUUGUAAAAUUUCAGUUUUUAAUGAAUGUCAACUUUGUGAGAAUCUAUUUGAUAAAACCUUCAAUGGUUAAUGCAUUCCUAUUUGUAGCCAUGGCAUUUACUAUGUAGAAGAACUUCUUUAUAAUUCUAUCGAGUUUUAGUUUGACAAUUCUUAUUAAUGUAAUUUGUGUUAAUUAGAAUGCUUGGAAUGUCACAAUUCUUUUUGCUUUUCAUGUUUAAAAGGAUGGAAUCUGGUAGAUUAUAAAUGUGAAUUUGAAUGUGGAGAUGGCAAACUAGCCUUGAUUUCUAAUGAAUAAUGUGAUGAUUAAAAUUAGGAUAGUGGAGAUGGAUGUUAUGAGUGUAAAUUUGAAUGUGAAUAAAAUUGUAUAUUUUGUAAUGUUCAUCUUGAAUGUGCAAUUUGUAAUGAGUAUUUUGAGAUUAAGGGUAAAAAUUGUAUUCCUAUUUGUGGAGAUGGAAUUGUUGUGGAAGGAUUAGAAAUUUGCGAUGAUGGUAAUGAUAUCAAAUAUGAUGGAUGCCAUAAUUGCUAGUAUUCUUGUAAGGAGAACUGUCAAAUUUGUGAUCAUUAGAAUUGUUUAGAUAUAUGUGAUUAAGGGUAUUAUUAUCUUGAGAAUUAAUGCAAAUCGAUUUGUGGAGAUUCAAUUGUUGCUUUUAAUGAAUAAUGUGAUGAUGGUAAUAAUGAUCCUUUAGAUGGCUGUGAUUUAUGCGUGCAUUCGUGUCCUUUAAAUUGUGAUAAUUGUUAGCAAGGACUUUGUGAAGAUUGCAAUAUAGGUUUUAUAAUGAAUGGUAACAAUUGCCAAGAUACUUGUGGAAAUGGGAUUAAAUCUGAUGAAGAAGAAUGUGAUGAUGGUAAUCACUUAUCCUUAGAUGGUUGUUCAGAUAUUUGUGAUAUUGAAAUGUAUUGGACAUGUUUUGAAGAUGAUCUCAGAAAGAGCUCUUGUCUUUAAAUUAUACCUCCUCAUUUUAAAUUAGUAUUCUUAAAUUAAACAUAUAAUGUCUAAUAUGUCUAAUUAUAAUUUACUAAUAAAAUUAAACUACUAGAUUCAACAUAAAAUUUAACUCAAAACUUUAAAGCCCAGCUUAUUGAUAUCAAUCCUUCCCAUUAUAUUAUUAGAGAUGUACUAAUUAAUGAACCUGAUAAUUAUAGUGUCCAUGAGGUCAUUUAUUAAUUGCGAAUUGAAAUAUUAGAAUAAUAAACAUAAGACAUUUUUCUACAAGUUCAAUUAAACACUGUGCUGGUUGAUCAAAAUGAUUUUAAAGUUGAUAAUGAUAUUUGUAAGAUUCGUCUCAAAAAUCCUGUUGUAUUAACUGCUGCUUAAAAGGAGAUCUCCAGCACGCUCCCA